AUGUUUUGGUCAUUUUUCGUAGGGUCGGCGCAUUGUGACCGCCACUCCCGCCUGGGCACCUCAACCAGCCGAUUCAGGCCAGGACGACUUAGCCUCAGAGUGGAAGUGCCCGCAGAACCUCGUCCCUCCAAUUCUGAUGUUGGUCCCGUUGAUGUGUCCGUUGCUGGUUGGUCUUCGGCGCGGCAUCGUGCUUAUUGGACGGUCUCCGGUGAUUGCUGGCGGACUAGCCUCGUUGCUGCCUCCCAGCCGAAUCGGCAACCGCACGCACAGAUUGUCGGUGAACUCGAAAACAAUCCUUUAUAUGGGGCCAUGGCCCUCUCAGUCUUCUCCUUCCAUCUUUGUGCUCGCCAGUCGCUUUCACCUCAUCCCUCGCCUUCGACUCAGCGCUCUACCACAAAGUUCAUAUAUCAUCAGAUGGGUGCCUUGAAGGAACCACUCCCGACCAUUGAAGCAGAGGGCUGCGCCCAAAACACAUGUGAUGAACGGCUAUGUACUUGCCGAGCACCAGGCUCAGACGAGGAAAGAACAUUGAUUGAUAUUGACUUAGUUCGAAACAUAAUUAUAGGACUAAGUGAUGGCUUGACAGUACCCUUCGGGCUUACUGCCGGAUUAUCAUCCUUAGGCUCCUCGCGGCUGGUCGUUGUGGCUGGAAUGGCAGAGCUAAUUUCCGGGGCCAUCUCGAUGGGAGUCGGGGGAUACCUUGCCUCUGAAGCCGACCGUGACCAAUUCAGAUAUCGACAAAGACUCAUUCGAAAACGAGUAGCACACUCUUGCUCGAACGCGAUGGAUCGACAGGUGCAAGAAAUCUUGCAACCCUUUGGUAUCAGUCAAAGUCUUUGCGGUAUGGUUAGCAAUGACUUGUUAAAAUUUGAAUAUCUCAGAACGGCCUCCUGUGAUCAGGAAAACAUGUCAUCAAGCUGGAAGAAGAGUGCACUCGUAUCCAUUUUCCUGAAGCUAUUUUCAAGAAGGACGCCUCAUUACGACUCAAUUUCACGCGAAAAAAGUGCGGACGAGGAAACUAUACAACUCAGCGGAUUUGAAUCAGAAUCUUUGGGUCUAGGCAUGACACAAUUUCUCCUUAAGUAUGGUGAAGGCGUGGAAGAAGUUUCAAAAUAUCAGAUGUACCUCUCGGCAUUUACAAUUGGGUUUUCUUACUUCAUUGGAGGGCUUAUUCCUAUGGCACCCUACUUCUUUGUCGAGAAAGCAAAUGUUGCCCUAUUUUGGAGCAUCGGAGUUAUGGUAUUAACUUUGUUGGUUUUUGGAUCACUCAAGGCUUACUUCACUGGUGCCCGAAUUGGUUUCAUGGGAUACCUCAAAGGAAGUUUAUCCACGAUUGUCGUUGGUGGAGGAGCUGCUGCUGCUAGCUACUGGGUAGUGAAACUCCUGGACGUUAAAGAGUAA
Messenger RNA from Puccinia triticina, 1401 nucleotides. RefSeq lists its product as uncharacterized. The record is from RefSeq and is a predicted model, not a curated record. The transcript has 5 exons. Gene Ontology annotation, molecular function: manganese ion transmembrane transporter activity; iron ion transmembrane transporter activity. Gene Ontology annotation, biological process: intracellular manganese ion homeostasis. Gene Ontology annotation, cellular component: fungal-type vacuole membrane. Lineage: Eukaryota; Fungi; Basidiomycota; Pucciniomycetes; Pucciniales; Pucciniaceae. The coding region runs from base 1 to 1401 and encodes 466 amino acids.